Epinephelus moara (kelp grouper) is the source of this 4247-nucleotide messenger RNA. It is a transcript of the gene pbx3b, whose product is annotated as pre-B-cell leukemia homeobox 3b. Gene Ontology annotation, cellular component: nucleus. NCBI's taxonomy places the organism in Eukaryota, Metazoa, Chordata, Actinopteri, Perciformes, Serranidae. Gene Ontology annotation, biological process: embryonic organ development; neuron development; eye development. The record is from RefSeq and is a predicted model, not a curated record. The transcript has 9 exons. The coding region runs from base 1262 to 2614 and encodes 450 amino acids. Gene Ontology annotation, molecular function: DNA-binding transcription factor activity, RNA polymerase II-specific; RNA polymerase II cis-regulatory region sequence-specific DNA binding.
AGUCUUCGUCAUUCUGGCCUGCGAUUGGUCGAGGAGCUUUACUUUCCAAUAAUAUAAACAUGUCUACUGCUUGCCUGGCUUGAACCAAGGCUUACAAGGGACUAUGCAGUUCUACAUCAAACUGUAUAAAAACUCUCAUUAUGCAUUUGCCUGUGUUGUUGCAGGGCUAAAUCUUUAUUAUUGGUAGAGAAUAUGCACAUUGCUGCACGUGCACGCGUGAGGAAACGAGGAUACCCUGCUGCCGCUGCAACAAGAAAGAGAGAGGGGGACUCUGCCGUGCUUUCAUCAAUAUAAUCACCAUCCUAAGUACUAGCUCUUAACAUUUUGUUUUUCGGUGUUCAGGCGAGAAGUGACAAGAAUAUAGACCCCUCCUCUGCAGGGCGGAGCGUGCAUUUUCAUUUCGUAUUUUGUAUUUUUUUAUUUUUUUUUCUACCCCUGUUCCCUGCUCUGACACGUCUGCACUGAGUGAGUGGCAUUGGCACACUGUCAAUCGCUCACUACCGCUGCCAUCAAACAACAUAAAACACACACAGGCAGAGGCUGGAGCUCAUAAAUUUCAGCAGGGCAAGAUAUUUUUUUGCGCAUCGCCUUUAUACAGCGUUGUAUCCUAAUUAAUUUCUUCUCGCUUUUUUUUCUAAAACAGAAAAUCUCCCAACUUUUUUUGUACAUUUCAUAUUUUUUAUAGUCACAUUUGGACACCUUAUGCCGCAGAUUGUGUAUUUUUUUUAACGCUGUCAGUUGUCGCGGGAAUCAUUUCUGUACAUUUAUAGUUGGUAACACCUGCGAGAUUUUUUUUUUAUUUGUUUACACGUUUCCACAUUGGAUAUUUUUUUUUGUUGACGGUGCUUCACUAGCAGGAUUUGGACAUUUUGGAAGAGGAAUGCGCCGGGAAUCCCAUGAAGAGCGCUAAUAAAUGAGAGAUCACCAAGGAGCGUUUCUGUCUGUACCAGCCGUCAAAUCCCAGAGAAAAGACAGAUUGGCAUGAGGAUUCGUGCGGGAUACGAUGGACCGUCAAUUCUGACAAAGAAGUGCUAAGAAGAAGAAACAAGAUUUAUGCAUUUUUGUACAAACACAGACACGCGUUUUGGCACUUUGGACCGCGCGUAAAAAAGCGAAAGGACAGCAAGAACUUGGACACAAGAUUUACGCUAAAACAUCACCACUAGGCUUUUUUUAAAAGACGUGUGUGCUCUGUUACCGCUGAAGAACCACAGCCGUGCAUCCUUCUUGUCUACGGCAUAUGUUAUAACCGAUUUCGUAUAUGAGUUUUUCAAUUUGUGUGGCUCAGUGCACAGACUCUUUAGCGGCUACUAUGGACGAUCAAGCCCGGAUCAUGCAGUCGAUCGGCGGUGUCAGUCUGGCCGGCCACUCGGUACAAGGAGGCAUGGCACUGCCGCCUCCACAUGGACACGAUGGGACAGACGGAGACGGAAGAAAACAAGACAUUGGUGACAUUCUCCAUCAAAUAAUGACCAUAACUGAUCAAAGUCUGGACGAGGCGCAAGCAAAGAAACAUGGACUGAACUGUCACAGAAUGAAACCAGCACUCUUCAGCGUUCUCUGUGAAAUCAAAGAAAAGACAGGUCUCAGCAUCCGUGGUGCCCAAGAGGAGGACCCCCCAGACCCCCAGCUCAUGCGCCUAGACAACAUGCUGCUGGCAGAGGGCGUGGCGGGACCAGAGAAAGGCGGCGGAUCCGCUGCUGCCGCAGCUGCAGCCGCGGCCUCCGGCGGGGCGGCCGACAAUUCCAUUGAACAUUCCGACUACAGAGCCAAACUCACCCAGAUCAGACAGAUCUACCACACGGAGCUGGAGAAAUACGAACAGGCAUGUAACGAAUUCACUACCCAUGUGAUGAACCUGCUGAGGGAACAGUCUCGCACGCGGCCCAUCUCUCCCAAAGAGAUUGAGCGCAUGGUGGGAAUCAUUCACCGUAAAUUCAGCUCCAUCCAGAUGCAACUGAAACAGAGCACCUGUGAGGCUGUCAUGAUCCUGCGCUCCAGAUUCCUUGAUGCCAGGCGGAAAAGGAGAAACUUCAGCAAGCAGGCAACGGAAAUUUUGAACGAAUACUUCUACUCGCACCUCAGCAACCCGUAUCCAAGCGAAGAGGCUAAAGAGGAGCUGGCCAAGAAGUGCAGCAUCACAGUUUCCCAGGUAUCCAACUGGUUUGGCAACAAAAGGAUCCGGUACAAGAAAAAUAUCGGCAAGUUUCAGGAAGAAGCCAACCUGUAUGCUGCCAAGACUGCUGUAAAUGCGGCACACGCUGCAGCCGCUGCAGUGCAGAACAGCCAGGCCAACUCCCCUACCACACCUAACUCCGGUUCUUCAGGUUCUUUUAACCUCCCAAACUCUGGGGACAUGUUCUUGAGCAUGCAGAGUCUGAAUGGGGAUUCUUACCAAGGGGCACAAGUCGGAGCCAAUGUACAGUCACAGGUGGAUACCCUGCGCCAUGUUAUCAGUCAGACGGCAGGAUACAAUGAUGCUCUCGGGGGGAACACGAUGUAUAGUCCACAUGGGUUAAAUGCUAAUGGGGGAUGGCAAGAUGCAACGACUCCGUCUUCUGUAAUAUCUCCGACAGAAGGACCCGGAAGUGUGCACUCCGAUACCUCGAAUUGAUCCGCUAUUAAUGCAUCUUCGCCUCGAGCUGGGCAUGGACUCUUUUCACUGGCAACUGCAGAGGAUAAUACAAAAAGAAAAAACUUUUCACGACAGAUUGGUUUUUCCUGUACCUUCAAAUUUCCCAAGAACCACGCCACACACAUCCUCCAUCAUUAACACCCAGUGUUUCCUGAUCGUUCAGUGUUUUCUUUCUGUCUUCAUAAAUCAGAUGUAUACUCUUAUUUGUUUGUCGUAGGGGUAAGCACACACACACACACAAACACACACACACACACACACACACACACACGUACAAUACUCAGUAAACUUUCAGGAUAAUUAGCUCCUCUGAACUUAAAGUACCGGAUGACACUCGCGCAUUUAAUGUGACAUUUUAAACGGCCAUUUGUUUGAUUCUUGAUUUAAUUACCACUUCCCAUUUUGAUAAUUGGAUUCUCUUUCAGUUCUUACAAUACAUAGAUUAAAGCAGCUGUUUCUUUGACUGUAAUGUGCCCGCAAUCUUGUCCAGCAACUCGACAAUGCUACCGCUGACAGCUCAAUGGCAGCUUUGUAGUUACUUUCAAGAUUUAUUUUUGCCUUACAGCCGUAUACAUUAGUAGAAGGAAAUGGCUAUUCAAACUCUGGAACAUAAAGAAGUGUAAUUGAUUGCUUGACUAUAACAUGACACCAUUCCAUAUUUUAUAAUUUGAUGUUUAGUAUGUACAUAUGUAAACAUUUUUUUUUGUACUGCUUAUCAACAAACAGUAGAUCAUUCCUUCGCAGCACACACAGGAGCAGGCCCCCGUUACACAGGGAAAAGUUGUACAUAAUAUAGCUUAAGAGUAAUUAUACAUCCCACCAAUCAAUACACAGCUUUAUUACCUCAUUCAAAUUCAUGAAAACCAGUCAUUCCCAACAUUUCUGUAGCUUAGAGUGCUCACUUACUACCUCUAAACAAUAUCACCGCCAUAGUUUCUUUUGCCCUUAUUUAAUGUUUUUAUGUAGUUAAUUUGAUUACAUCUUGUAACACUGUAAACUCUUCAUCCUCUAUGUAAUCUAAUGUAUAUUUUAAUCUUUUAAUAAAAUGCCGUUGCUGUACGGCAAAUUAAAAUGACAAAAAUAAAAAAGUGAAAAUGAUAACAAUAUUAAUACCAUGAAAAAGAGACGGGGUGGGUGGGUGGAGGGGGGCGAAGGAGAAGUUGUUGGUCUGUGGCUUUUACGAGACGGCGCGAUGAACAUUGUUGAUAAAUUAACACCAAACAGUGAAACUGUUGUAAAUACUGAAGAAGAAGAAAAAAAAAACAUUUUGAAUGUUGCUCAUCUUGUUACUAAAUCAUGCGGGAAAAAAAGAGAAAAAAAAAUCAUUAUAAAAAAUGUAAUGCAUAGAGGUUUCAGUAUUCAGAACUGUACAUUUCCAGCUCUGUUCAACAGGGUUCAAAACUUCUUUUCUCUUUUUUCUAUUGUAUGUGAUUCUGAAACUGAAAAAGUCAUGACAAAUGAUUUGUGGCAGUGAUUCUAAUGUAUUAAAGAUGUUUAGUGUUACUUUCUAACCAGACUACACCCUGGACUGAAAAGUCUUCCUUGUGGUAGUUGUGUAAUUUCAAACAUGAAUAAACCUUUUGCUUUCAUGACAGCAAGUUGUGCUCUCUUU